Molecule: messenger RNA, 13487 nt
Organism: Pomacea canaliculata
Lineage: Eukaryota; Metazoa; Mollusca; Gastropoda; Architaenioglossa; Ampullariidae
Product: A-kinase anchor protein 13-like
Exons: 44
Coding region: 301-6267 (1988 amino acids)
Biological process (GO): regulation of Rho protein signal transduction
Molecular function (GO): guanyl-nucleotide exchange factor activity
Source: RefSeq, a predicted model, not a curated record
UAGUGUGCCAUUUUUGUCCCCCUCAUGUAUUAAAUAAUGAAAAAAACCUUUCGUGAUAACCAUAUAUAUAGCAAAGUCUUUAAGAAUAUUUGUUACAAAUAUGAUAGUCUGAAUUAGUUCGACGGAGGGACAAGUCACAAUGAGAAGUGGUUUUUAGUUUGUGUUUAUUCCUUGUCAUCAUUAUUGGUUAAUAAACUAUUAGCUUUGUGAGCGAUCAUUGCAUCAUUGUAAUGACUUCAUCUGUGAGUAACUCACAUACUGUGCAGUAUAAAGAGGAUUGCUGGAGAAGGAUUUUGUAAUAUGGAUUAUAUCCCAAGAGAGGCUCCUGUAUAUGGGGGCUGUAUGCUGGAGGUGAGCAUAUGUUAUGAAAACAUCCUUGCAGUUAAUGAAGAGGAUGAAAUGUUUUUAGCACUGGAGGGAAGUACUCAGCGGCACCUUGUCACAAUGCACUACAAUGGUGGUAGAAUAUGGCAAGCACCCAUUCCAGCUCACUCCCAUGCUGAAACAGUGGCACUGCUAGUACUUCGCCGUGUAUCCUUCAAUGAGUAUGAACAACUGAGUGGAGGAGAAUUUAACUAUAUAUAUGACUCUGCAUACUUCCUUGCAGAGUUCCUUGUUAAUUGUGUAAACAAUCCUCAUGCUUUGGAUAACCUUGAACUUAUUAAAUCUGACCAGUUUGAUCUGGCUAAUGAAGUUUUAUCAACAUUGGAUGAAAGACUAAAGGCUGCUCUAGAACAUGCAACAUACCCUGAAGGCUGGGAUCUUCUUGGUAAUGAUCAGUCAGCCGGAUGUCGAGAAACAUUGCUGCAUCUUGUAGGAAGGCUUGGUCUGCACCGGACAGCCUUGUUCCUGCUGACUAAACCAGGCAGCCAAGAAGCUCUGCAUGUGAUCAAUCAUGAAGGUCAACAGCCCUGUGGUGUUGCUGCUGACAGUGGCUUCUAUGACAUCGCAGAAUUGUUUGCUGGGUACAAUACUAGUGGUAUGAAAGUGGAAAAUACAGCAAAAGCUUUAAGUACAGAGUAUGGUCUUCUUCAUAGCUGUGGUAGUAACAGCACAUCGUUGACCGUGUCCCUUGACUCAGACCAAACCAGGACAUUGGAGGAAAGUCUUGAAAUGCUACGAAAAAUGGAAGCAGCUUUAAAGUGUGGUGAUAGAGGUUUCAGUCGACCUUAUCAGACAGAAUGGCCAUCUUCAUUUGGACAAAAGACCCAACAGCAACAGAGAUUUCAGUCUUACUUUCAGGAACCAGAAAUCGGAAAUCAACAUGAAGUUGAAGAAGCAUUGGAGAGGAUUCUGCAAUUGCAGAAACAACAUAUGAACCAGAUUGCUUACUCUGAUAACAUUCUUCCUGACCCUAGUGCUGAACACAGCCCUGACCACUAUUCUUAUGAUGUUUAUCCAUCCUCUGUGGGAAGUUCUAGUUCCCAGAGCAAUUUUGAGCAAUGUCUUAUGCAUGAAGAAACUUUAAGCAUAUGCCAUAGCAUGAAUGAAGACCUGUUAUGGCAUAGAGGGAGCAAACAACAUAGGAAAAUUAUGGAAGCUCAGAAAUCUCGCAAGCUACAUCUUGCGCGCUUCAGCAGUUCAUGUCCAGCUCUUGAUGUUCAUCACCAUCCUUGUCCUUUGUCACCAAUUCAAGAAUGGGAUCAACACAGAUCCAUGCAGGACUUAGCUGAGGAUGAAAAGAACAUAUGCGUUGCUGAGGGUUUGUUGGUGGUACAUGGUGAAGACUGCCAUGACCAAGGCUGGGUGGGAGAAACACCAGAUGGUGGUGUGCGCAUCUGUGUGAAUGGAAUAACAGUGGACAGCUCAUCAGAUUUUCCUGAGUCACUAGAUGAUUCCAAUUCUGUAAUCACAAAGAUUGCUAUUGGUGGUGUGAGCCAGAAUAUGGGGAUGAAAGAAGAUGAAUCCAACAGGCGUCGCAGCUGGUGUCCAGAGAGCUUGUUGGUUUUAGGUGCAGAUGUUUAUGGACCUUCUGAUAAUACUUCCAUCAGUCUGGGAAGAACUAUAGGAAUGGCAGGCAAAAGCCUCAGUCUGAGUGGCUUGGACCGGGAAGAUGUUUCUGAGGGAGAGGAUACUGUUGAUGCAGCAAAUACGUCAUCUUCGCCACCGGCCACACCACUACAAAAGUGGCAACAUCAAUCUGACACGUUAUUUAGCUCUUUGGACGAAGAUAUCCUUCCUUCCAUGUCUGCAGAUUCCAGAGCUUCUGACAAUUACACUCCUUUUCAGGCAGUUAGAGAAGAUGCAAUUACAAGAGAAAAGUCGCUGGAACAGGAGAUUACAGGUACAGUUGUGGAAACUCUUGCUACAGGCAACACUGGUUUGGAUAAUUCCAAGGUGAUUUAUAUGGAGAAGAAACGCUCUGUCACAGACACACAUGGAAUCAGAUCCUAUGAGGAAGGCCAUAGUUCUUUGGAUAUAGGGUUAUCACCCAUUACUAAGUCUCUUUCCACUCCAUCGAUCCCAUUAGCCACCACCUUGUUGGCAGGUUCAGAAGGUGCUGACAAACCCAUUUUAAGGGAUGGAUGCCGUGAAGGAAAACUACCAGCUGCUGCAUCCCGUCUUGUUGAAAAACAUAUAGAGGAUGAUGAUGCUCAAUUUUGCCGUCAGGAAGAAAUAGAAGAGGAAGAACAUUCAUCACGGGAUACUAAAGAAAUUUCAUGGAAGGAAUUUUUAAAUGAAGAGCAGAGUACUGCAGAGACUGAUGAAAAGCUGAGACAGCCAGAAAAGAAGCGAAAAAGCAAUGUCUUAUCCAGAUUCUCAAACAGUUAUCUCACAAAGAAGAAUAAAGAAAAAGAGAGCAAGAUAAAGCAGCUACAUCAGUUUGUUGCGGUGUCUUUCAGCAAUGCAGCUGUUUGUGACAUGUGCCAUAAACCUAUGACCAACAAGCCUGCUUUGCGAUGCGAAAAUUGUCUGAUCAAUGUACAUGAACAUGGCUGUAAAGACCAGGCGGCGUCUUGUGACAAGUAUGCUGCUAUAAAGGUCAUGCAGAGAGAAGACUUAACUGCCCCGUUACAGAGGCAUCUUACACAACAAGCAUCUGAUUUAAGACACACUCACUCCUUCAAGCAUAAGGAUAAUCGCUCAACGUUGAUGUCUAGCAAGGGCCAGAAUUCAGUCAGUGGAGUACAAGGGUUGCAUAGGCAUAGCUUGCCUACUUCAAGCAAAGCUAUCAAUGAAGAGUCCGAGACUGACGGUGGACUUCAUAUGCAGGAAGCAUCUUCAACAUCUAAUAUCACAGAGACAACCUCAGAAUCCUUGGAAUCACUUGAUACAGUUGGUGCUGAAGCCAGCUUUUUGGAUGAGGAGGCUGAUCUGAUGCUGAGUUUUGAGGAACCAGAGGCGUGGAGCAUCACAGUUGACAGAAAGAGACUGAAAAAGAUGAAUGCCAAAGACAUUAAGCGACAGGACACCAUUUGGGAACUGAUCCAGACAGAAAAACAGUAUGUGAAGAAACUCAAGAUCAUGCAGAGGCUUUUCCGUGACUCACUGAUGGCAGAGCAAAAUUUUCCCGGGGAGCAGAUCCAGCGAAUGUUUCCACGUUUGGAUGAUCUGUUGGAGCUCCACACUACUUUUCUACGAAAACUCCUGACCCUCCAGACCAUUAAUGCAGACCGCAGCAUUGAUGAUAUUGGCCCCACAUUGUUGGAACAGUUUAGCAAGACAACUGCUGAGAAGAUGAAAUCAGUGUAUGGGGUGUUCUGCAGCAAACACACAGAGGCUAUCCAAAUGUACAAAGAAAUUGCCAAGAAUGACAGAAAAUUCCAGAACUUUUGCAGGAAAAUGUCAAACCAGACAGUAUGUGAAAAACGUGAACUGCCUGACUUCAUUUUGGGUGUGACUGUUCGUCUUUCAAAAUAUCCAAUCCUGAUCGAGGCAAUUCUAAAAGGAACAAAGGACAAGAAGGAUCGAGAGCUGCUGAGUCAGGCUUUACAGUGCAGUAAGGAUGUGGUUCAUGGUGUGGACGAGAAGGUGGCAGCAUAUGAAAAACUGAUGGAGAUCUAUAAAGCACUUGAUUCACGCACUACUGUAUACAGAGGCAAAAAGUUUAAGCGUCAAGACCUGUUCAGUGAAACGCGGCAGCUAGUGCAUGCUGGGACUAUUGGGUGGAAGAGUGCACGAGGACGUGUCUUGGAAGUUUAUGCUGUGGUCUUGAGUGACCUCAUCCUCUUUUUGCAAAAGAAUGAGCAGAAAUACACAUUUUUCCUACAGGACAAUAAGAGUUGUCUGGUUCCACUCAACAAACUUCUCUUGCGUGAGAAGGGAGAUGCACGAGACAGCCAUGGUAUAUACCUGAUCAGUCAGGAUCACAACCAGCCAGAGAUGUAUGAGCUUGUUUGUAAUAGUAAGGAGCAACGUGACCAGUGGAUGACUGUGCUGCGUAGGGCUAUCAAUGAAUGCCCUAAAGAAGAAGUCAUUCAACGGGUUCAACAGAUCACAGAGGAAGAGCAAAGGAGACAUGCAGAGAAAUCUAAAAAAAUGAAAGAGAUCAUAGCUCAACUUCACCAGAAAGACGAUGUUAUCAAAAAGUACUGUGAUGAAAAAAACCAGCUGAUACGUGAACUCAUGGAAAUGUCGGUGUCAGAGGAGGACAGCUUAGCACAUGAUCAAGAUCAGGUGGAGAUGCGGGAAGCUGUCAACAGCAGGUCUGUGGAAAUGGUACGAGCUGCUAUGCGGGAAGUCUCUAAUCUCACCACCAUACUACAAGGUUCUGGCAUAGCUCUGAGUCGCAGUGCCAGCAGUGUUGGUGAGCAUGUCAGCACCUCAUUUGUCAACAUGCCUGUUCCCAAACGAGCUGAAACAUUUGCUGGUUUUGAUGCUGCCCAUGAGUCAGGUGGUGUGAACAAGAAGCGCUUUACACAGAUAGGUGAUUAUGAAGGUUACCCUACAAGCACCCAGUCUUUAGAGUCUAUGGACACCAUUUCUGAGGACAAGAAGCUGCCCAUCUCAGUGACCAUGGACUCGGUGCACUCAUCACUGUCUCCAGCUGCUCACUUCUCGAGCUCACCACAAGGAUGGGAAGGUCAGCCACAUUCUGAGUGGACUUCUCAUUUACCUGAUCGGAAUAGCUACCAUGGUUCCAUAGGUGAGCUAUCUGCUUCUUCCAUGUCCUCUCUGGUUCAGCCACUAUCUUCAGAACAGAUGAUGUCUGUAGUCCAGUUGGAGCACUACCUUAAUAACCUCAUGAACCUGACAGUUAAACAGUGCACCACAGUGGAAUGUCUGCGUGCAGAACUGGUAGAAGCAAAGGAAGAGAUCAGAAAGCUGUCUGCAGACAUGCGUGGACGACGUCAAACAGGAUAUGGGUAUGAUCAGCUUGAAGAACUUCGAAACUUACAGGAAAAAUUUUCACGAGAGCGUCAGGAGUGGGAAGCUACCAAAGCAAGGGAGCGCACUGCCCUGCAGCGUGAGAAGGAGAACCUGGAAGCCGAACGGUGUUUUCUGCAAAAAAAAGAAGUUGAGAUUAAGAGAAGGAAGGAAGAACUUAGUCGACAACAUGAUUUGCUCAAGCGUCACAUUGACAUGCUGAAAGAACAGGGUUUGCUAGAAGCCUCAGUCUUCAAUGAGCAGCCGCAUCACAUGGUGGAUCUGGACACUCAUAAGCUUCCUUCUCAUCACCAUGUGUCCGAUCCUGGCAUUCCCCAUCAGUCCAUAGGCCACCGACGCUCAGCAUCUGCUGACUUUUCUUCUAUGACAUCUGGAUUUGUUGAAAGAGAUUCUUCAUCAAAACUGACCUCCACCAACAGCAACUCUUCUCAUGAUGUGUGUGGUCUUGCCCAUCCUUACCGAAUGUUCAGCAAGCCUCAAACCUCUAGGGGUGGCAAGGCAGUGCCUGUGCAUCUGCUGAGCACCUUCAAUGAGCACAAAGUUGGAGGGGCCAAUGUGCAGCAGCUGCCUUUGAAGCUGUCCUCCUCACUGGCGACGGGUAACAACAGGCAACGACACCCUCCACCUCAACAUUCGCAGAGCCUACCCCCACGAAUAACAGCUGCAAGUGUGGCAGGGCCACGAGGUGGUAGCAAAAGCCCUUCUGAAAGAAUUCCAUCUCCCGCUCAGGCACAAGGUAUGAUUCUGCGCAACCAGAAAUCUCGCAGCACACCCUCCAACCUUUCCUCCAUCAUAAAACUGGCCGAACCUGCAAACAGGAUGUCCCCUGAACGGGUGAGCCACAAGUCCAGCAGCACUGACCCUGCCCCCGGUGGCCCAAGGACAGCACCAGAGGGGACCAGAGAGCAUGGUGUGGGCUCACCUGUAUUUUACUUUUAAUGAUGAUGAAGGAGUGAAUUGUUUCCUACAGAAUUCACCAAGGAUUCACCAUUCAUUAGGAUAUACUCCUGGUGUAUCUCACAAAGCAUGCAGCUGAUGGUUUUUCUGUAUUCAGCUGUAUUCAGGACACUUCAUGUUUAUUGAGAUGUUAGCAUCACUGUGUAUUUAUUACUUAUUGAUGGCACAGCCAGCUGCAACAUAUCAUUGUAGAUCAGUGAGUUGAUGUUGUUACUCAGUUGUUGACACAGUUUUGCUCUUUUACCACAGAAAUACCCAGGAUGUUUCAGGGAAGUAAUUCAUUUACCAUUUCAUUUAUUCACUUUUUCUCUACACCAAACUUUUUUUUCAAUCCAUUGAUGUUUAAGGACAUGCACUUUUGCCUUGGGAUUUGUUAUCAAAGAAGAGCGGCAAUAAAGCACUGCUGUCUUGCAAAGGACACCACACACAGUGAAGGUUAAUAUGCUGGUGCUGAUGUCUAAAGUGAAAUAUUACAUUAUAAAACAUGCUCCUUUUCGGUUGAGGAGUGUACUGCCAGGUGUAUGUUUUGGAUGAUACAUUUGUACUACAGAUCGUACAUUCAGAUAUUUCUGCACUAUAACAGCAUCAGUGUGUCCACAUAUAAACAUUUGUUAGUAUCUGAACAUAAGCAGCACAGUGACCACAGUUUUCCUGUAAUAUUUGUGUUUGAUUUUUCUCUGAGACAGUGUUGGUGAUAACAUUCAGUGUUUUAUAACACUUGCAGAACCAUUAUAACAUCCUUUCACACACACACACAUAUAUAUUGAUAUAUAAACCUUAUCAGCUGUGUGUUUGUGUGGGGAGAGAUGGAUGUACAGAUUUGUGUAAGUACAGUUCAUUGUUUAUGCACAGAGGAAGGAGAUAAACAACAAAUGAUGCAGUUUUAAGCUGCUUUUUUAUUUUAAGAUGAUAAUUCUCCAGCCAGGUGAUGAGUUUUUUUUUUUAAAAAGAAAAGAAACAUUUGAAGAGCUUUUUCGAAUUGUCCUGAACUUCCUUUUAACAUUAAUUCAUUCCUCAUUUUAAGUCAUUAAACCCUAUCAAGUAUGUCCUUUGACAUUCCUUGUUACUUUAAUAAAAUAGUGAAACAUUAAAACCUUGUAUUUGAUGGACUUGCUUUCUGUUACCAUUUUGAUGUUCAGCAAUAGCUCUGAAAUUUGUGUUUGAGAACCAGUUACUGAAACUAGUCACAUCUGAACAAAGAAAAAAUAAGUAUACUCAUACAUUUGUACUUGACAAAUUUUUGUGGGUAUAACAGGAAGGAGUCAAGUAUUUCUCUUGUUCAUUUAGUCUUAUUGUUUUUCUCCUGCAGGUCGUUUGGAGACAUUUCAUGAGGUUUCUUGCUGUGAUUUUAGUGGCUGGUGAUGUCUAGUAUUUGUUAGACAUUGUCACUUGUUUAUUUGGUGUGUGUGUGGAGAGGGGUGAGAUUUUGGCGACUGUGCAGAUAGGAUUUUAUGUUUUAUUGUUGUUAAAGAAUUGUUGUGCCAUUGCAUUUUGCUGUCAGGGUCUUGAAUAACUCUGUGCUGUUUGUCAGGGUUAGCAAGCAGAUACUUAAGUAUUUGCUGUAUACAGUGUGUAGACACGACACUAUUCUUUGCCAGCUCAUUUACUCUUUUUGAGUUUACAUUUACAGGAUCAUUUUGCUGAACUGAUUUAACUAGGUUAAGUUUAAGUAUCACCACAGUAGCAGAUUUAGAACUGCCCCUUUUCAGCAAAGAGAGUUAGUGAGGAUAGCUGCUUGAGGAGAUGUCUUUCUUUCCAGUUAUAGCUGCUUCAGCAGACGCGAUGAUAUGUCUAACCCUAUGCAUUUAGAAGUAUGAGAAAUUAGUUUGUAGCAUUGAAAAAACCCACAACCUUUUCAUAUACAGAACUACUUUAUAAUUGUGAACUGUUUCCUGCAAUUUAUGCAGCAACAAAGAGAUGACAAUGAGAUAAGAAUUAAUGUAUAUAAUUUGAUGAUUAGCAGCACAUGUGUUGUUACUAUUAUUUUGUGUGCUGACAUUGGUAAAUUGAUAGAGAAUUGUGGGCAUAAACCUGGUUCUUUCCUGAAGCUGCACAAAAGAGACCCAUAAUGCCAGGCAGAUUGGUCCAAUAUGUUUUUUGCAUUUUGUGUGACACAAACGUUGGUCACCGCCUUUCUGAAAAGAAACUUGUCAGAGAUUUUCUCUUAUUAAGAUUAGCAAAUUGUAAUCAAUCUAUAUCUUGUUGGCCUGCCGACAUGUUCAAAGGAUAAAUUUCAGCCUGUAGAUAGUUUUGAACAUUUUUUGUGUGAAUACAUCCUGUAGAUGAUGUUCACAUGUAUUUCUGAGACAUUUAUAGAUUGUGUUCAGUCAUAUUUCAGAGACACCUUGUACACUUUGUUUAAACUGUGUAAAUUGUUAUUUAUUAGUAAGACUGUAUAACUUGUAUCUCAUAUUUGGAGGUCAGCCGGUUACAACCACACAUAUACCAACCUUUUACAGUGUGUCCUGUUUGCUGUUUAGUCUUGUUUAUAUUUAGCAUAUGCCAAUGUUUAAUGAUAGAAAGCCUUGAACUCCUAGCUUCAUUUAACAUGAAGAUAAUCCAGUUAAAUGCACUGCCCAUCUGUACAAGUGUACAAAUCUGAAAAUACAAAGUAUAUUGCAUGCUAUUUCCAAGGGUAUGGUUACUGAAACUUGCAUUUAGGAAUGUCCACAUAGUGUUAAAGAAAUCCUUUUUGAUUAAACUGCUAUGAUAAAUAGUAACUGUAUGAAAGCUAUGCCUCCAGCCCAUUACAAAAGAUUUAUUUCUUAAGGAGCUGUGUAACCUUCAUAAAAUCAUUAGCUGAGCUGCAGUAUUUCAAGGUAUAAAAGUUUGCAAUACAAAAUUUUUUAAAGUAAGCAAUUAAAAUGGUAACUGCUGUGCCAGCACACUGCAAGUGUGUUACUAUGACGGCUUCAAUAUCUUAAUGUUUGUUUGGCAUCAGAAUUGAUUAUAAUAUGGAUUGUCAGCAUGUUCUUAAAAGAACCAAGUGCCAAGUAAAUUAUUUAGAGAGACUUGAUAUAGAUGGGCUGUUUGUAUGGCUUGUUUAAACAUUGUAUUGUUUGUUUAAACUAUGACAUUGUUUACAAGGAUGUACUUUAAGCUGUUUCUUCCUCUGAUUUGGCAUUGCUGCUCUAUAUUAUGUGGCUUUGAAGUUGGUCUCUUUACUCCAUUGACCAUUAAUGGGACUUGCUAGAAGCUGUCUUACCUUCUUACCUCAACAUAAAAGAAAGUGAAGUUUUCUUAAGGAUGAAAUUGAACAUUGUAGUCAGAUAAAGAAUGACUUUUAAAGUACUCUCUUGCCAGACUUUGUGCAUUAUUGCAUUUCAGAGAGCAACAACGCUGUGUUUGUAGAGAGAUUUUAUAAGAGUGACCGAGUUAGCACAGUCACAAUAACUGACACUACUUUUGCUCGCAAUCUGGUGCAGAGUAAUCACAGUGGUAGUCCGCUCUCAUAUGACUGUCAGUGAGGGUGCAUUACUGAGAGAGACUGGACAGUGCAAAAUGAUGACCAGCUUGCUGUGCUCUUUCUGCACACCUCAAGAAUAUUCAUUGUUACACAUUCUUAUAGUUUUGGAGACUAUGGUGGCAAUUUAACUGGUUUUUUUCUCAUCUUUUUUACUAUAUUCAUUUCACAUCCAUUUUAUUUGAUUUGUGUUUUUGUACCAUCGUAAAGGGCUGUAAUUACUUAUUUUAAGAAGUGUUUUUUAAAAUUUAGAAUUAGAUUACCUUGCCUACUGACAGCUUUUUGUCAUGAUCUCUUUCAUUAUUUCUUAUGAUUAGCAUUUCACUGUAAGUACCCUAGAUGGUGCUUUAGAUGGUUCAUUCUUGAUUGUGCAUGGUCCACUUAGUGGAGAAUUCCAUGGCUUUACUCUCAGCAUGCUGUAGUAUUGUAUAGAAAUCAAUUUGCUGACAAAGUGAGUGGCUACUGUAACCUGAUUACAGCAGUUACAGGCUGCAGCAUGUUUGAUUGCAAUAAGUGAGAUGAAGAAGAAGCAAGUAAAGUAAAUGAUAAUGGUGUUCUUAGAACUGAUAGACUAGUACUUUAAUGUGUAUUAGAAAUCUAUGCAGUCUUUUUAUAGAUAAAAGUAAGUGGGGUGUGGCUCUAAGUUAAAUAGCUUUCAGGUUACUCGUGAUUUUGUGUAGCCUUAUCUUUAAACAAAUGAAGUCUCUGCUGAAAAUGUUUUUGUGACCAAACUUCCCUUCCUCAUCACAAGCCGUCCUUGCUCUAUCACAGCCCUACGUGUCUUAGCAUCCUGCUUGUGCCUUUGAGUAAAGUGCAAGGUGUCACAGGUGGUUCUAGAUUGUGUCUACUUCCCCCAUCCCCUGUGAUCUUAGUCCUAAGCCAGAGCACUGGAUCCUGUUAAUCUCAAAUCAAAAGUGUUUACUAUAACUAUGUUUGGUGAAGCUUUCUGCUUUUGCAUUGACUGUUAUACAUAGCUGAGGUACCGUAAAGCACAGGGCUGUUGAAAGUAGUAGAUCUUUAUUGGUAUUAGGCAAACUGAGGUUUGUGCCAAGGGUUAAAUUAACUCUUUGCUAUAAUUUUUUUCAUAGUCCAUUCACUUUUUGUUUUUAUUUAGCUAAUUAUUUAUCAGAAAACAUUUAGGGAAGAUAGAUUCUAGCUCUUGUGGCACUGAAGCAGAUAAAAGUAAUGACAGCACUCCAUACUUUCAAUUUGUUGUGUGUUGUUUCAUGGUGUAACAAGAUUAUCUCUGGCACUUUGCUUAUAAGGUACAGUUAUUGAGUUGGCAGUAUCUGCAUUGAAUGGUGGCCAACAAUUACUGUUGGCUUGACAAAAGUGCCUAGUUCACAUACUGUUGAAAAACAGAUAUAGUUAGACAGUUUUCUUUCUGGUAAAAUAAUGGUGGGAAGAAGAAGGCAUUUUGAAAAAAAAAACUGAUUCAGUUCUCAAGAUAAUACUUCAAGAAUUUUUUUCCUUGAUGGUAAAAGGGUUAAGAUCCAAGACAUAUAUAUAUAUUAGCAUAGGUUUCAUAUGGCAUAAGAACUCUUUCACUAUGCAUACUAAUAUCUGCACUUGCCUUAAUCUAGCAUGAAUAUGCCUUCACAUAUCUGUGUCUAAAUCUUGUUACCUGUUCCUUGUUCAAUGUUUUCCCUUCGAUGUAGCUCAUGUAUCCUACAUACACUAUUGAUAAAACAGAAUUAUACUAUUUAGUGUUCUUUUCUGUCACUGGCACAAUUCAGAUGGCUAUGUGCUUUAUAUAUUUUCAUGUUCAUUAGAAUGUUAGAUUCCUAGAAAACUAGGAGGCAGCAAGAAAAAAGGUGUGCCAUCAUCUUUGUCCACUAGUUGAUUUUCAUAUGUAGUGAUGCAGUGAGCCAAGUUUAGCUAAGAAAUAAGUGAUGCAAAAUGACAUUGACAACUUGCGUAGUGAAACAGUUGUUUGUGGAUGUACAUGGGAAAUCUUCUUUUCUGUGUAAAGGGUUCAUGGAGCAUCAUCUAACGCCACAAUAAGAUGCAACAUUGUCAGCACACAGCAAUUAAACAUUAUUACAGUUAAUCAGCGACUACUACAUAAUACAGUCAUCGCUUGGUAUGUGCAGGGAAUUGGUCCCAAGACCUGCACAUUACACAAUCUGGGGAUGUAGAAGUCCCAUACAUAAAACAGCAAAGUAUUUGCAUACAACUUCCACUUACACAUAUCCUCCAGCAUACUUUAAAUUACAAUACCUAAUACAAAGUAAAUGAAUGCUAUGUAAAUACUUGUUGCACUGUUUUGUUGUGGGAAUAAUGACAAGUCUUUAUAUGUUCAGGUGCAGCCAUAACAGAACAUGCACAUUUAGCUGACACAAGCUCAAAAUGCACUCACAGCAGAUGACACUAUUCUCUUAUGCAACAAUUUAUCUAACCCAAAUCAAACUGAUGACAAUGCUUGUCUGUAGGCGGUCGCUGCUCAGUCUUGCAUCCCAGGUACACUUUGCACUUAUGUUGAACUGGGAAACUGAGUCAGUGACCCAGCCUUUGACAAAUUCAGUCAGCACAGUGCUCGGUGUGUGGCUCAGUUUUGUUUUUUUAGAACUUUCCGAAAUUUGUUUCAAUAUUUUUGCAGUUCUCAAGUUAUUACUUAAACUAGUCAAAUCAAUAUUUAAGAGAAAGUCUGUUAAAAAAAAAAAGGAGGAGAGGGUUUGCAUUAAUAGAGUGAUGUACUGACAGAAUAAUUCAUUGGGACUUUAUGAUUUGUUCUUGCACUUCAUCAGCAUUGUGUGGUGUUAUUGUACAAUGAAGGUCUACUGAAAUUGGUGAUCUAUUUGUUUAUUACAUUGCCAGAGAUAGUUAAAACUACAGCAGCUGUUAUAAACAUGGACUUAAAAGACUGGAAUCAGCUUGUAAAACAAUGUUGUAGUCAACUGUCUUAAAGGACGGAUAGAAGAUUUUACUGUGAUGACUCAAAUUUGUGGCUGUUUUGGUGUCCUUUUCUGUAGAAUUUUGAUUUAAGGGUAUAUAUUUUCAUUGGAAUCAAUGUGGGUAUGUGUAUGUAUGAGCAUCUAUGAAUGUAACUAUUGAAACAUUAGGUACAAUACAUCCUACAGACUAUACAGUGAGUGCAUUUUAAAAUGUGUUGAAAUAGACUUGAUGGAUUUCUUUAAUUACUGGGAUAACAAUGAGCUGAAAAAUUGUUAAACCAAGUACUGUUACAGUCAUAUCUGUGGCAAGACACUAGACAGUUCUGUAGUUGUUACUAAAACAUUCUGUGGGCUUAAGCAUGCUUGUCUUGCUCUCAAGCAGUAGCCACAAGACUUAAAGCAGCUGAUGACUGAUGAGAGGAAGAUUAGGAAUAUCCUGUCCUCAACAUUCCAUAGUUGAAUUUUAUACACCAACAAGGACUAGAAACUUUUCUGGGAACAAAAUGCAGGCGCUAGGCAAAUAUUUGUAGUGAUCAUUCCUGCUGUGUGUUCAAGAUACAAAUGUGAGUUCAGCUGAUUUUUAAACUAUUUUUAAAAUUACUUUGUCCUGCACUAGUGUUGGUACAGCAUUGAUCUUUCACAUAGCUCUGUCUGGCCAUAGGCUUGCAAUAGUUAUACAGCACAAUGUAUACUGUUCCACUUUUAGAGAAAACAAAUGUAUUAUGCCUUCUUAUCUAGGGUACUUGGUGGCCAGAUCUUAGCCAUAGGUUUUAAGAUGGUCUUUAUGAUUAAUGAUCAAAAGUUAUCUUUACACCAUUUGCAAUAAAUCAAUAUGGUCAAUGUUG